Mangifera indica (mango) is the source of this 2766-nucleotide messenger RNA. RefSeq names its product potassium channel AKT6. Bases 86 to 2686 code for a protein of 866 amino acids. Gene Ontology annotation, molecular function: voltage-gated potassium channel activity; protein binding. Gene Ontology annotation, cellular component: membrane. The transcript has 12 exons. The record is from RefSeq and is a predicted model, not a curated record. Lineage: Eukaryota; Viridiplantae; Streptophyta; Magnoliopsida; Sapindales; Anacardiaceae. Gene Ontology annotation, biological process: transmembrane transport; potassium ion transport.
UGGCGGCGGGGGCGGAGGAGGUCUCGAUGACAGUGAUAGAGCCGGUGGAGGUGUAGAGGCAUUGUCAAGAGAUGAAGGUAGCCAAAUGAGUGUCACAGAUGGCGUUCUUCCUUCUCUCGGUGUAACUGCUCGUAGCUGUCGCAGAAUAAAACUACGUCGUUUCAUUAUCUCCCCUUUUGACCCCCGUUACAGAUGUUGGGAGGCAUUUUUGAUUUUACUGGUUCUCUAUACAGCAUGGGUGUGCCCUUUUGAAUUUGGGUUUCUUUUAAAACCAUCAACGCCGCUGGCUAUACUUGAUAACAUUGUUAAUGGGAUUUUCGCCAUUGACAUCAGUUUGACCUUCUUUGUUGCGUACCUUGAUAAAGCUUCUUAUCUUCUCAUUGAUAACCCAAAGCUGAUUGCUUGGAGAUACACAAGAACCUGGUUGGCUUUUGAUGUUAUUUCUUCAAUCCCUUAUGAAGCCACUACAAAAAUAUUGCCUUCUCCACUUCAGUCCUAUGGAUACUUCAAUAUACUUCGUCUCUGGCGUCUCCGAAGAGUCAGUAAACUUUUUGCCAGAUUGGAGAAAGAUAAGAACUAUAAUUAUGUUCGGGUUCGAUAUGUAAAGCUAUCAUGUGUGACUCUCUUUGUAGUUCAUUGUGCUGCGUGCUUCUUCUAUUUUCUUGCUGAGAAUUAUCCAGAGCCAGAACGCACAUGGAUUGGGCAAACUUUAGGAAACUUUAAGCAAAGGAGCUUGUGGGUCAAGUAUGUUACGUCAAUUUACUGGUCUAUAACCACGUUUACAACUACUGGUUAUGGUGAUAUCCAUCCUGCGAAUACAAGGGAAAGGCUGUUUGACAUAUUCUACAUGUUCCUUAAUCUUGGCCUCUUAUCAUAUUUACUUGGCAACAUGAACAACCUCGUUAUCCAUGGGACCAGUCGCACAAGAAAAUUCAGGGACACAAUCCAAGCUGCUUCGAGUUUUGCUAGAAGGAACCAGCUACCUGUUCGGCUGCAAGAUCAGAUGCUAGCUCAUUUGUGUUUGAGGUACAGAACUGAUUCAGAAGGGCUGCACCAGCAAGAGACCAUUGAAUCCCUUCCUAAAGCCAUUCAAUCAAGCAUUUCACACUUUCUCUUUUAUUCACUGGUUGAUCAGGUUUACUUGUUCCGUGGAGUCUCACACGACUUACUUUUCCAACUGGUAUCUGAGAUGAAAGCCGAGUAUUUUCCUCCCAAAGAAGAUGUAAUUUUGCAGAAUGAAGCACCCACUGACUUCUAUAUAUUGGUCACUGGUGCUGCAGAUCUCAUAACGCUAAAGGGCGGAUUAGAACAGGUUGUUGCAGAGGCAAAACCUGGAGAUGUUGUUGGUGAGGUUGGUGUGUUGUGUUAUAAGCCACAAUUAUUCACAGUCCGGACCAAACGAUUGAGCCAGCUGCUUCGUCUGAACCGUACUGCUUUUCUAAAUCUUCUACGGGCAAAUGUUGGAGAUGGAACAAUAAUCAUGAACAAUCUUCUUCAGCACUUGAAGGAUUCGGGGGAUCCAAUGAUGGAAUCAAUAUUGACAGAUACGGAGCAAAAGUUGGCUCAGGGAAGAAUGGAUCUGCCUCUUGGUCUAUGCUUUGCUGCAGUUAGAGGAGAUGAUCUAUUGUUACAACAGUUGCUGAGAAGAGGUUCAGACCCAAAUGAAAUGGAUAACAGUGGAAGAACAGCAUUGCACAUUGCAGCAUCUAAAGGAUAUGAGCAUUGUGUGGUGUUUCUUCUUGAAUAUGGAGCAGAUCCUAACAUUAAAGAUUCAGAAGGAAGUGUUCCUCUAUGGGAAGCCAUAUCGGGGAAGCAUGAAUCUGUGGUUAAAAUUCUUGCAGAAAAUGGGGCAUUGCUAUCUUCUGGAGAUGUUAGUCAGUUUGCUUGCACUGCAAUUGAGCAGAACAAUUUGGAUUUACUUAAGGACAUUGUUCAUCAUGGAGGAGAUUUAACAAGGCCCACUAGCAGUGAAACAACUCUACUUCAUAAAGCAAUCAGUGAAGGAAAUGUUGAAAUAGUUAAGUUUCUCAUAGAUCAAGGAGCUGAAAUCGACAAGCCAGAUACCCAUGGCUGGACUCCAAGGGCUUUGGCAGAUCACCAGGGCCUUGAAGAGAUACAGUUUUUGUUCCAGUCUGGGCAACAAACCAAGAAAUCAUCAGUUUUUACCAUUCCAGAGAAGCAGGGGUUGCCAUAUUUUGGCAAGCGUAUUAUAAAGUACAGUAGUGAACCCUCAAUGCCUCCAUUUUCUCCUGAAUUUAGACCACCUUUUCCUAAGCUUACCAGAUCUGAUAGCCAAUGGAGGCGAAGACCGAACCAUUUUCAGAAUUCACUGUUUGGUAUCAUAUCAGCUGCAAAUUCUGCUGAGAGGGAUCGAAUUGCAGCCUCAGGAGGAUUUGCCAGUUUCCCAACUUCAAGCAGUACUUAUCCAGCCAGAGUGACUAUAAGUUGCCCAGAGAAAGGUGCAGUUGCUGGAAAGCUUGUUCCAUUGCCUAACUCACUUGAAGAACUACUCAAUAUUGGUGCCCAGAAAUUUAGUUUCUGUCCCACGAAAAUUCUAACCAAAGGAGGAGCUGAAAUUGAUGAUAUAGACCUUAUCAGAGACGGCGAUCAUCUAAUUCUUCUUGGUGACAAUUCAAAAAACCAAAUGGCUGAAGAACCAAGCAGUAACACUCAUGGUGGGUUGUAAAUUUUUCAUUCCAAAUGCCACUUGCAAAAUCUGAACUUGAGAAAUGUCUAGAUUAAGAUGGUUUCUCUCUUCUUUUACUU